Molecule: messenger RNA, 378 nt
Organism: Rhizophagus irregularis DAOM 181602=DAOM 197198
Lineage: Eukaryota; Fungi; Glomeromycota; Glomeromycetes; Glomerales; Glomeraceae
Source: RefSeq, a predicted model, not a curated record
AUGGAAAAAGUAUCGAAUCUGAAUGAACAAUUAUUAAGUGAUAAAUCAAAUGUAAUCAAAGGUCUAUAUAUCUCAACAGAUGGAACAAAAAAAUCCCGUUAUAUUAUCGGAACAUUUAAUGAUCUUAGUACACUUUUAGCAGGAAAUAAAAUUCGCAAAUGUACUAUAGAAUAUCUAAACGGAAGUUAUAAACUUUUAUAUGAUUCGCAAUCAAAAGAAUCACAAAACGAAUAUUUAGCUCGCUAUGUUGAUAACACAAAUGUUAAUGGGCCUGUCAUUAUAAUAAACGAAGAAAGAGAUUUGAAAGAUACAGAGCAUAAAACGUUGGGAAAAACUGCAUUAAAAAAUGUAGAUUGGAUUGGCUUUACAUUAGAUUAA